AUGUUCUCAUUACACAAGAUCCAUGGUAUAGCAGCACUUGGAGACCAGAUUGCACUUUGGGGUGCAAAGUCAGUUCUUUUUACCACCUUGGAAGAGACUGAGAAUGGAGAUAUUCGCGAGCUGUCGGCUAAUGACUGGGUUGUUUCCGUCGGCUUAAAAUUGGGCAUGGCUUUCAUUCAAACAGCACAUAAUGAAGUUAUCGAGUUUGAUCUCGAUGCGAAAAGAGUCAAUCAAGUUCGAAAAUGCUCGGAAUGUUCAAUAUUGUACUCGGGCCAACUAUAUACCCAGUCUAAUUUAUGUGCAGCAGGCACUGUGCUUGGUGGUGUCGUUGUUUGGGAUUACAAUACAGAGCAGGUCAAAUACAACUUCACUGAUCACGAAGGGUCGAUCUUCUAUGUACAAUUCUCCCCAUGUGGCAAAUUUUUGGCCUCAUGCUCGGAUGAUCGGUCCAUUAUCGUUUGGGAUUUGGAGACUGGCGAAUUAAUUGGCAGAGGUUGGGGCCAUGCCUCUCGUAUCUGGAGCUUAGAUUUUGCCGACAACGGGUUAGUUAUUAGUGUCUCAGAAGACUGUACGGCUCGUUUGUGGCAAGCUAAUGUACAGAAAAAGUCCUUGGAGACAAUUCAAGUCGUCCAUGGUCACCAAGGCCGAAACAUUUGGUGUUUAUCUACAACAAAAUUCGAGGGGGACACUGUCCUGGUUACCGGUGGUGGUGACGGCCGCAUUAAGCUUCAAAACAUUUCUCAACCGAAACAUUUCCAAGAAUGGUCUAUCACUGAUAUUGUUGGACAGCCUGAAAAAGGCGAACAUCUGAAAGAUUACAAGCGUCUGGAAGACAGGAUAGUAUUGACAACUUCUGCAGGCAAAAUAUACACUCAUGUUGACGGUGCAUGGAGUCGACUUGAUCAUACUAUCCUUGAUGAAUAUUCGGUAGUCCGCUUGGUAGGUGACAGAUUUGUUGUUGCCGCCCGCGAUGGCAGAUUCGUGGUUGUUUCCGACGGAAUCUACCAAUUCAAAGUUGAAUUAGUUGGCAAAUUGCUUGAGGCAUUCCCUGUUACUAUGGAGGAUAAUAAGCCCUGCCUUUUGUUACAGACUGAAAACAAAACAGAGCCCUACCGCAUCGUUGAUCUGAACGGUGAGACCCUGCAGACAUUCGCACCAAUUCAAAAUUUCAUGAUUACUAGCGCACUCUAUCACCGUGGCAUGCUGUUUGUUGGUUCUCGAGCCGGUGGUGUUGCUGUUUCGAAGGGCAACGAAUGGACUACUACCCGAAGGAUUUUCCAGACCCAGGACACUAUAACCUGUUUUGUUGCUAUUAGCGAAAGAGUAAUGAUCUCCUGUCGAAGCGGACAUUACGGCCUUUUUUCACCUGACACUCAGCUCACACCUUUUUACACUAACAAGCUUCAGCGAGGCAGCGUCGAGCGUAUUCAGAUUCAAGACGACGGUACGGUUCUCUUCUUCGGUUUCAAGACUGACAAAUUCUUCAUUUGGAAUUCAACUCACGACUAUGAGGUUGCAUCCGAGGUUUGUGGUGGAGCCCAUAGGGCGUGGUGCGCAGAAGUCAAUCGGGCUGAUGAAUCUCAAUUUGAGUUAUAUUUCACCAAAGCUGGGAAACUAUCACUUAUCUCAAAACCAGGAAAUCAACAUUUCAAACAAAGCAUCUUACGGACAGGAACUCAUGGAAGAGAAAUUCGCGGCCUUGAGUUCAGUUUGGCUCACCAGGGUCUCCUGGCCUCAGCCUCCGAGGACACAUGCGUCAAUCUUGCUUUACUCGACAAGAAUGAUUUUAUAGAAACGAAACUCUCUUUGAGGCACCAUGUUUCCGGUAUACAGGUCCUGCACUGGUCACUCUGUGGCAAAUAUUUAUUAACUGGCGGUGGUCGUGAAGAGCUGAUCUGGUGGAGAGUUGAUGUUCACGACAAAGAUGUCUACGCAAUGGAAAUUGCGCGCCUUCCAACUGUCUCAAAGUCUCCAGAUCUGCGCAUCAUGGAUUUUGACCUAGUUGAAACCUCUGAGGGCUCUUGGAUUUUAGCUACCGGUUACUCUGACUCUACCUUGCGUUUGUGGCGAUUUGAGAACGGAAGCUUCAGUCUUCUCGUGACUAAAAAAUAUCGAGAGUGCUGUAUUCUCAAUGUACAUUUGAUCGACGGAUAUCUAUUGACUUCUGCAACCGAUGGUCACCUUGUUUUAUGGCACUGCCGUGACGGGAACAUAGGUGAACCUUUGUUGAGACACCAGAUCCACCAAUCUGGAGUUCGCUGCUCUGCGGUUCAACUUAUCGAUGGAAUGAUUCAUCACUAUUCAGGAGGCGACGAUAAUGCACUGGUAGCAGUGACGGUGAAUGCCCAACAUGAAGUCACCGAAGUUUUCCGUCACAAUGAUGCACACUCCUCAACAAUCAGCUCAAUGGCUUUAACAGACGGCAAACUGUACACAACAGGCUGUGAUCAGAAAGUGAGGCUUUGGAGCUUGGAGGGCCAGUUAUUACAGAGCUUAUACACAUCAGUCGCUGAUACAGGAACGCUUGCUUUACAGAAUGACAAGUUGGUUGCUGGUGGUAUGGGUUUAGCACUAUUUCGUGUAGAAUAA
This is a messenger RNA of Wickerhamiella sorbophila, 2589 nucleotides long. Its product is annotated as Regulator of Ty1 transposition protein 10. Gene Ontology annotation, molecular function: protein binding. Lineage: Eukaryota; Fungi; Ascomycota; Dipodascomycetes; Dipodascales; Trichomonascaceae. Bases 1 to 2589 code for a protein of 862 amino acids. The transcript has a single exon. The record is from RefSeq and is a predicted model, not a curated record. Gene Ontology annotation, cellular component: cytoplasm. Gene Ontology annotation, biological process: tRNA methylation.